GCCAUGCAAAACUAUGCAACAAUGACAAAACUUCAUUUGCAUGUCAACAAUACUGUUUCUUUAUUUCCUCUUGCAAUGUAUAACAUCUUGUUCCUCUAUCUCAAUGACUUUCCAUCAUCACUCGCUCGGUGCACAUUCAGCUUGUCUGCCAGCAAGUUUGCAGCAUGGAACAACUCAACUCCACUUUUGUCAUUUCUAACAUCUCUUCUCCUGGACAUCCAUCUCCUGCCUCCUGGGACUCUAGGAGUCUGGCCCCCGCAGUGGUGCUGUCACUCUGUUUCCUGCUGGGAGUUCCUGGAAACAUCGCUGUGAUCAUCCUCAGACCAAACUGGCAGCAGAUGUCCAGAUUAAGCCAGAUUCUGAUGCUGAAUUUGGCCAUAUCUGACCUGAUCUGCCUGCUCCCACUGCCCCUGUGGAUUUACACUUUAUUGUACAGUUGGAAACUGGGACUUGUGGCAUGUAAGCUCCUAGUAUAUUUGACAUACUGCUGCCUAUAUGGUAGCCUAAUGACAGUGACAGCGCUGAGUGUCCAGCGCUACCUGAAGGUGGUGUACCUGUGGAAGUACUUCCAUCCCGUAGGAUUAAAGAGGCUGCUAGUUCUGCUCUGGCUUGUUGCAAUGAUCCUGUCCAUCCCUGCUUUGGUGCAUCGACAGUUGACCCCAGACCAGAACUGGACACACUGCGAGUCUAGUUACUCUUCCCCGGCCCAGCAGGAGGCCGUGCUGCUGACAGAGACCCUGAUGGGAUUUCUUUGCUGUUUUGUCAUGGCAUUUUCAUACAUUGGCCUUCAGAGAAAAGUGAACCAGGCCGCUUUCUUCAACAACCCACAGACCACCCAGCUGAUUACAAGUAUCAUCGUGUCCUUUUUUGUUCUAUGGAUGCCAAAUCAUAUCACAAAUGUGCUUGGUGUGGCUGCUAUUUCUCUCAAAGACAAGGGCCUGUUGAAGUUUUACAUGGACAGCUCGAACAUUGCUGGAGCACUGGUAUUUGUGAAUAGCUGCCUGAAUCCACUCCUUUAUGCAUUUGCAUUUAGAAGCAAGUGCACUGUGUGCCAGAAAGGAGAACAUUAGUACUGUUGAGUGGUAUUAAUCUUCUCAUCCAACUCUCAAAACAGGAAUAAGUUUAUUGCAUUACAAUUAGCUUCAGAGUUUUAGUAACCACGCCCUGAUCAGAUGGGUAAAGCAGUUGGAAUCCAUCAUGUUGCAAUCUGAGUGACUAGAAUCUAAUUAUAAUUACAAAAGUAAUUUAAAAUGCUGGAUGUGA
Molecule: messenger RNA, 1263 nt
Organism: Etheostoma cragini (Arkansas darter)
Lineage: Eukaryota; Metazoa; Chordata; Actinopteri; Perciformes; Percidae
Product: leukotriene B4 receptor 1-like
Exons: 1
Coding region: 165-1070 (301 amino acids)
Biological process (GO): immune response; G protein-coupled receptor signaling pathway
Cellular component (GO): membrane
Molecular function (GO): G protein-coupled receptor activity
Source: RefSeq, a predicted model, not a curated record